Molecule: messenger RNA, 285 nt
Organism: Cylindrotheca closterium
Lineage: Eukaryota; Bacillariophyta; Bacillariophyceae; Bacillariales; Bacillariaceae
Source: the annotation of a GenBank genome assembly
AUGUCAGCCGCAACAUUGGAAACAAUAUGGAGAAAGCGAAAGGAUGAGCGCUACAAAUUUGACAUGGAAGACAUGCUUGAAUUAAUUGGAAGGAAGAAAGGGGAAGCCAAAAAACAGAAAUAUCGGCAACAGUGCCGUGAUGCCAGCGCCCUAAGUCUCCACCCCGAAGACGAAGUGAUCCUGGCUUACUUGAAAGAAAAGCAGGAACGGAAAAUCAAAGAACUAUUUGGCCAUGAGUAUAAGUUGGAAAGGGAAGUAUGCCCAAAACGUUUCCACCGGACUUGA